UCUAACCGUCCUUUGUGCCGGGCAACCGCCCUGGGAUGCAUCUGAGCUAGGAACCAGGUCCAGCAUGGGGGCCAUGACUGUCUGGGCCUCAGGCCUUCUGGUGCUCCAGAUGCUGUUCUUGGUGGAUGGGGAACAGGGCACACAGGACACCACUGCUGUUGCCACUGCUGCUGCUGAAAAGGGGCUCCACAUGCAGAAGGUGGGGUCUGGUUCUGUGAGAGCUGCACUGGCGGAGCUGGUGGCCCUGCCCUGUCUCUUCACCCUGAGGCCACGGCCAGGUGCAGCCGGAGAAGCCCCUCGGAUCAAGUGGACCAAGGUGCGCACUGCAUCAGGCCAAUGGCAGGACUUGCCUAUCCUGGUGGCCAAGAACAACGUGGUUCGAGUUGCCAAGGGCUGGCAGGGACGUGUAUCUCUGCCCGCCUAUCCCCAGCACCGGGCCAAUGGCACGCUGCUACUGGGGCCCCUGAGAGCCAGCGACUCCGGGCUCUACCGCUGCCAGGUGGUGAGGGGCAUCGAGGAUGAGCAGGACCUGGUAUUCCUGGAAGUGACCGGUGUUGUGUUCCACUACCGGGCAGCCCAGGAUCGCUAUGCACUAACCUUCGUCCAGGCCCAAGAGGCCUGUCGUCUCAGCUCAGCCACCAUUGCAGCCCCACGGCACCUGCAGGCUGCCUUUGAGGAUGGCUUUGACAACUGCGACGCUGGGUGGCUUUCUGAUGGCACUGUUCGGUAUCCUAUCACCCAGUCCCGUCCUGGUUGCUAUGGUGAUCGUAGCAGCCUUCCAGGGGUGAGGAGCUAUGGGCGGCGCGACCCAGGGGAACUCUACGAUGUGUAUUGCUUUGCUCGUGAGCUAGAGGGCGAAGUUUUCUACGUGGGCCCAGCCCGCCGGCUGACCCUGGCCGGCGCGCGUGCCCAGUGCCGCCGCCAGGGUGCCGCGCUGGCCUCGGUGGGGCAGCUGCACCUGGCCUGGCACGAGGGCCUGGACCAGUGCGACCCGGGCUGGCUGGCUGAUGGCAGCGUGCGUUACCCGAUUCAGACGCCGCGUCGGCGCUGCGGGGGCUCCACCCCGGGCGUGCGCACCGUGUACCGCUUCGCCAACCGCACUGGCUUCCCGGCACCUGGAGCGCGCUUCGACGCCUACUGCUUCCGUGCUCAUUACCCUACUUUACAACAUGGAGACCCAGAGACCCCCUCAUCUGGGGAUGAGGGGGAGAUUCUGUCGGCAGAAGGGCCCCCAGCCCAAGAACUGGAGCCCAGCUUGGGGGAAGGGGAGGUGGUCACCCCUGACUUCCAGGAGCCUCUGCUGUCCAGUGGGGAGGAAGAGGCUCUGAUCUUGGCAGAGAAGUGGGAGUCUCUGGAGACCCCCAGCCCUGCCCUUGAGGUUCCCACACUAAUCUCAAGGCCUUCCCUGGAAACUAAGGAGGUGUGGUUGAGCAGUGUGGUCCCCUUCUCCAGCAGCCUGGAAUCAAGCACUUCAGCUGGCAUGCACAGCAAGGUGACUCCAGCCAGCCCCACACCUGAGAGGAGGGGGCGCUUUAAAGGGCUGAAUGGACGCCACUUCCAACAACGGGAAUCCCUCCAAGGGCAGGAGGGGAGGCUUGAAGUCAGUGCCCAACCCCCCACACCAGAGCCUGCUGGGAAUCAUGUGGAGCCUCCUCUGGCUACCGGAGCCACAGACUCCUUAGGGAGUGGCAGGAGCCAAAGUCCCUGGGCUGUGCUGUCCAAUGAGGUGGAUGUGCCUGGAGCUGGUUCCCCUGGUAGCAGGAGCCCCACAGAGCCCUGGAUGUGGCCCCCAACAGUGGUCCCACGAAGCAUCCCAGGCCCCAUCAGAGCCCUUGGUCUUGAGCUGGAGAAAGCCAAGGGCCCCAGUGUGAGGCUGGCCAACCCCAAACUUUCCUGGUCCCCUUCAGAGGCCACUGCCCUAGCUCCCAGCCCUGCAGAGGAUCCCAGCAGUGCCUCCUGGGAGGCAUCCCCCAUGGUCACUUCCCUAGACCUCCCUGUCAUGGCCAUGCUUCGUGCUCCCAAAGUGUGGCUCCUACCACACCCUACACCCCACCUUACCCAGACCAAUGGGGUCAUGGGUCAUAGUGAGGCCAUGGUCGAUGCCCCACCCUCUCUGGCUUCAGAGACCCAGGCUGGUCUCCCGGACCCCAUCCAUCCAGAGGUAUAUUCCUUGCCCCCCUCCUUGGGCCUGACCGGACAAGGUAGAGAGGCCACUCCUAACUCCCCCAGGGCAGACUUUGGAGAAACUGGAGGGACCAGCCCCACUGAACUCAGCAAAGCUGAGCACCUCAGAUCCAGCCCACAGGCUUCUGUGGAUGGGAAUGUGGCAGUAGAUUUCACUUCCAUAGAGACAGCUACUGAGCCCAUGGGAGGGAGAGAAAUCUCAGGGUCUGAGCCUGGGGUCUUCAACACAGCAGAGAGCCCCACUCAAGGCUCACAGGCCACUUUGGAAGAGGCACAGGGCAUGUGGCCCUCACUGCACAUUGAAGAGCUGGACCCCCGGUCUCCCUCUGCAUCCUCGGGGGACCCUGGAGUCUCCCUGAGUUUGGAGCCUUGGGCUGCUACAGAUGAAGGAGGUACAGUGGGUCCCAUGGAUUCCACAGCCACAGUGGACCCCAGUGGUGCUGGUAGGAUUUGGGAAGUUGGAUCCCACAUGGUUGAAAGAGCUGAAAGCCCCACCGUGAGGCCUCAAGUGGCUGUGGAUAAAAAUGUGGUGACGUCCCUCAUGUCCCUGGACCAGGGGGACAAGGGUGGGGUCCUGGCCACGUCCAUAAUGUACUUCUCCAGCUCCCAAUCCCACCCAGAGCAGGAAGGCCAGAUGGUGACCCAGGGAACACUGGGAGCCUUAGCCCCUCCACAUGAGGGCAGCCCCCUGGGGGAUCCCACUCUUCCUCCUUGGACACCUACAGCAGCCAGCAUGGACAAGCCUGUGUCAGUGUCCUCAGGGAAGCCAACAGUGCCAUGGGACUCCCCCAGCACCCUGCUGUCUGCCCCUCGGGUCCUGGACAAGUUUGAGCUGGAGGUCCUUGCAGGGAGUACCAGUGUGGAGGAGACAGCAAGUGGAGAGGAGCCGGCCCUGCCAGGGGCCCCUGCAAAUGGGAGUGCAGAGCAGAUCCCCUCGGAUCCCUGCGAGAACAACCCUUGCCUGCAUGGGGGCACCUGUAGAGCCAAUGGCACCAUAUAUGGCUGUAGCUGUGACCAGGGUUUUGCUGGGGAGAACUGUGAGAUCGACAUCGACGACUGUGUCUCCAGCCCCUGUGAGAAUGGAGGUACCUGCAUCGAUGAAGUCAACACCUUCAUCUGCCUUUGCCUCCCAAGCUAUGGGGGCAGCCUCUGUGAGAAAGACACAGAGGGCUGUGACCGAGGCUGGCACAAGUUCCAGGGCCACUGCUACCGGUACUUUGCUCAUCGGCGGGUGUGGGAGGAUGCUGAGAGGGACUGCCGCCGCCGAGCUGGCCACCUGACCAGCGUCCACUCACCUGAGGAACACAGCUUCAUUAACAGCUUUGGACGUGAAAACACGUGGAUUGGCCUCAACGACAGGAUCGUGGAGAGGGAUUUCCAGUGGACUGACAACACAGGGCUGCAAUAUGAGAACUGGCGAGAGAACCAGCCAGACAAUUUCUUCGCGGGCGGGGAGGAUUGUGUGGUGAUGGUGGCACAUGAGAGUGGACGCUGGAACGACGUUCCCUGCAACUACAACCUUCCCUAUGUCUGUAAGAAGGGCACAGUGCUGUGUGGUCCCCCUCCAGUAGUGGAGAAAGCUUCGCUCAUUGGUGCCCGCAAGGCCAAGUAUAAUGUUCAUGCCACUAUACGCUACCAGUGUGACGAAGGAUUUGUCCAGCACCACAUGUCCAUCAUCCGGUGCCAGAGUAAUGGCAAGUGGGACCGGCCCCAAAUCAUCUGUACCAAACCCAGAAGGUCCCAUCGGAUGCGGCGACACCAUCACCACCACCAACACCACCACCAACAUCGCCAUCACAAAUCACGCAAGGAGCGCAGAAAACACAAGAAACACCCAGCGGAGGACUGGGAGAAGGAGGAAGGGAAUUUCUGCUGAAGAACCAGGCAAAAGAAAGCACAACACACUUCCCACACCUCCUUUGGAGUCUUCGCCUGGGGAGACAGAGUCCAGAG
This is a messenger RNA of Molossus molossus (Pallas's mastiff bat), 4137 nucleotides long. RefSeq names its product neurocan (gene NCAN). Lineage: Eukaryota; Metazoa; Chordata; Mammalia; Chiroptera; Molossidae. Gene Ontology annotation, molecular function: hyaluronic acid binding; calcium ion binding. The record is from RefSeq and is a predicted model, not a curated record. The transcript is spliced from 16 exons. Gene Ontology annotation, biological process: cell adhesion. Bases 65 to 4060 code for a protein of 1331 amino acids.